Molecule: messenger RNA, 4770 nt
Organism: Plectropomus leopardus (leopard coralgrouper)
Lineage: Eukaryota; Metazoa; Chordata; Actinopteri; Perciformes; Serranidae
Product: basonuclin zinc finger protein 1
Biological process (GO): regulation of transcription by RNA polymerase I
Cellular component (GO): nucleus
Source: RefSeq, a predicted model, not a curated record
UAGAGCCAGUCCACGGCAACAUUAGAGGAGAGAAAGCAGAGGAGGCGUGUGUGUGUGUGUGUAUAUGCGAGUGUGUGUGUGUGCCGAGCAGUGAGAGUAAAAGCACAGUGACUUCUCUUUUUUUGUGGAGUGUUGGUGGCUCCGUGUGUGUGUGUGUGUGAGUGACUGUGUGUGUGUGUUGUUGAAGGAGAUGCUGCUGGGUGUGAUGGCUCUUUUGCGUUAGUAUCUGUGCGGACGGGAGAGUUGGAGGCAGUUGUUUUGUGGGACUCGCAGGGAAUGGCAAACUCCACGGUAUCCUUGGAAACAUCCGACUAAAUGACAAUGGCCGAGGCGAUCUGCUGCACUUUGGUGAACUGUAACUGCGACAGCUUCAAGCCUGGGAAGCUGAAGAGGAGGCAGUGUGAAAACUGCAAACAUGGCUGGGUAGCACACGCUCUGAGUAAACUGAAGGUGCACCACAUGUACCAGAGCAGCCAGGUGGAGAUUGUGCACUCCAACGUGGUGUUUGAUAUCUGCAGCCUGAUGCUGUACGGCACCCAGGCCAUCCCCAUCCGCCUCAAGAUCCUCCUGGACCGUCUGUUCUCUGUCCUCAAGCAGGAGGAGGUCAUCCAGAUCCUCAACGCGCUCGACUGGACGCUGCAGGACUACAUACGAGGAUACGUGCUCCAGGAUGUAGCAGGAAAGGUGCUGGACCGCUGGGCCAUCAUGACGUUUGAGGAGGAGAUCGCCACGCUGCAGCAGUUCCUGCGUUUCGGCGAGACCAAGUCCAUAGUGGAGCUGAUGGCUCUGCAGGACAAAGAGGGCCAGGCGGUAUUGGUCCCCAGCACCCGUACCAACUCAGACAUCCGCACUUUCAUCGAGCGCAACACCCCACGCACCGCCGCGAACCUCUCCACGUCCAAAGUCGAUAAGCUGAGCAGCAGCAGCAUGCACCACUUUGAGAACUUUGUCAACAGCAUGGCGUUCAUGCUGCCUUUUCAGCUGCUGGGCUCCGUUCCUGCGCCAUUUCUGGGCUCGCCGACCGGGGCGCCGCAGCAGCAGCACCAGCAGCACCAGCAGCACCAGCAGCCGUGCCGUGGGUCGAUGGAGCAGCAAAAUCAGAGACGAGAUGAUCAGAUUCGGGAUGGUCUAGGGAGGGAGAACCCCCUCACUCUGUCACACCCUGCAGAGAACACCCUGCUGGGAUCCAGCUCCGUCUCCUUCACUUCUGAUCUGGACCGAAGUGGAGACAAACCGAUGGACAACCUCUCCGCCACCACAAAGAUCGAAGCAGAGGACUUCUCCACGAGUGACAACUACUCAGAUGGGCCCUCCACGCCGUGCACGCCCUCCAUGAGCUCUGACGUCACACAGAUGUCCCCCGAGGGCAAGCUGCGCUCCCUGGAGAGGAACGGGAGCGGCGGUGGCGGGGUCACAGGAGGCGCCGGAGGGGGAUGCUCUCUGAAAAAGGGGCGUGUGUUUUGCAACGCCUGCGAGAAGACGUUCUACGACAAAGGCACGCUGAAAAUCCACUACAACGCAGUGCACCUGAAGAUAAAGCACAAGUGUACCAUCGAGGGCUGCAACAUGGUGUUCAGCUCGCUGCGCAGUCGCAAUCGCCACAGUGCCAACCCCAACCCACGGCUACACAUGCCCAUGAACCGAAACAACCGGGACAAAGACCUGCGGGGCAGUUUGUCCGCCGACGAAAGCUCUCAAGGAGAAAAGAGGCCCGAAUAUGGAGCCCCGAUCCCCGUGUGCUCUGCAGAAAGCCAUAAAUCAGUGCCGAGCUACAUGGUGAGCCACGUGGACACCGGCUCCAAACUCAGCUCGUUCCCCAGCAUGGGCCAGAGCGGCAUCCUCUUCCCAAACUUAAAAACAGUCCAGCCGGUCCUGCCUUUCUACCGCAGCCUGGUGACCCCGGCAGAGCUCGCCAACACCCCGGGAACACUCCCCUCCCUUCCUAUGUUGUCCUCCUCUGUCCCCAUCAAACCCCUCACAGCCCCCGAACCCUGCAUGACAGACCCAAUACCAAAGAAAAAGUCUCGCAAGUCAAGCAUGCCGAUAAAGAUCGAGAAGGAGGUGGUGGAGCGGGACGAGCAGAUGGACAAGGGGAGCAGCUCCGAGGACGAGGCUCCUCUACAGGGCAGGGACAAGGAGGAGUGUAACGGAGGCCGAGCAGAAGGGCGUGUGUGUGUUUCGGAGGAGAGGGAGGCUUACAUCGGCGAAGAGAAGGAAAGAGAGGGCGCCAAGCAUCUGUUGGACCAAACUUUGGACAGAGAGGUGACAGCGAGGGAGGACAAAGAUGAUGCGGCGAGGCAAGCUGAAACAGGCGUCAUCACCUGCGCGUCCUCCCCCUUCGAAGACAGACUGAUGGAGAAUCACUGUGACAACAAUCCACUCUGUCAGGAGCCAAACGGCAAUGAAGAGCGGGAGAGCAGGGAGCGUGACAACGAGAAGAUGUCGGAGAUCAGAUGGGAUGAGGGCGAGCACAGGCUGACAAACGGGGGCGCUCUGCAGCUCCUCGACCGCGAGAGGGAGGGAUCCGACGGCUGCGUGGAUGACGCGGACUUGUCUCACCUCGACCCCAACGCUGACCUGCCGCACCACUGUGAGAUCUGCCGUAAGACCUUUAAGAACCCCUACAGCGUCAAGAUGCACUACCAAAACGUCCACCUGAAGGAGAUGCACUUGUGCACGGUGGACGGCUGCAACGCCGCCUUCCCCUCCCGCAGGAGCCGAGACAGACACAGUGCAAAUCUGAACCUGCACCACAAGCUGCUGACCAAAGACUCAUUCAGCCCCGCCAACACCCUGUACCUGCCCUCCCCCCACUGUAGAGACAGAGACUCUGUAGGCCUGGACUACUACCAGGACCCGCGGGACAGAGAUCUGCCCCAUCGAGACCCCACCAGCCAGACCUCCGUCAUCUUCAGAGGACACAAUCGCAUGGGCCUCGUCUUCCCCAUGAGCAAAAUAUCUACCAGUGCCGAGGUUUCUCCCAUAGCAGAAAUGGAGGGAGGAGGAGGAGGUGGAAAUGGGGAGGAUGGGGCAGUCCUGGACUUGAGCACCUCCUCCUCCGCCCCCCCUCGCGGCGGCGGCAGCGCUCGAUCUUCCUGGGACUCAGAUGGCGCCGGCAGUGAGGAAGGCGAGGGGAUUGAAGAGGAUGAGGAGGCGCUCCCCAUGGAGGACAGUGAUGAAAGCUGCGAUGGGAUGGGCGUGGGGGGGCCCGGGGGCGAGGAGCUGGCACUCGGGGGAGAGAGGACCCUGGGCUGCAUCGGGGGAGGGCAAGGCGGGCUUCAGGGAGGCGCGGGCGGGACUCCGAUAACCUGCCACGUGUGCCAAAAGGUCUACAGCAACAAGGGCACGUUCAGAGCUCAUUAUAAGACUGUCCACCUGCGGCUGCUUCACAAGUGUAAAGUCCCCGGCUGCGACACGUCCUUCUCCUCGGUGCGCAGCAGAAACCGGCACAGCCAGAACCCAAACCUCCACAGGAACCUCGCUGUUAGUUCAGGGGCCGCCAUGGACCAGGAGUAGGGAUCUGAGUCAAACAUGACUGAUUUCGUUGGUUCUAAUUGUCUUUUUGUUGUUGUUGUUGUUGUUGUUUUGGGGCUCCUAAAGAAGGCUCACCAAUUAGCACUUUUUAAAUUCCAUACCGUGGUCCAUCCUGUCGUCACAUUUCACACAAAAAAAGUAAAGAAAGAAAGAACGUACAAUAAGACUGUCUGUGUUUACACAUCAACAAGAAAAUAAAGAAACUCAUUUGUCGGGAAAACAUUUUCCAGCGUUGAUUCAACAACCUUAAAGAAACAGUGUGUAAGAUUUAGGGGGAUUUAAUGGAAACCAGCUGAUACUUCUUCAGGUUAGAGGUCCUUCAUUGUUCAGGAGGUUAAUUAUCCGCAGAGGUCUCUUCCUCCCCGAAACAAACAGACCAAGUGAUUUUAACCCGGAAAGACACUGAGUGAAGCAGUUUCACCGAACCCUAACCCGAGAAAUCAGUGUUUCUGUGAUGCUGUUUGGCAUGUUAGAGACAAGCGGCUCACCUUUCCUCUCUGAUAACUUCAGCUUCAGAGGUUUUUACUGAAAAACAAAUUAUCUGCUGAGUUCUCUUUCUCUCCAAAACAAACAAAUCCAGUGACGUAAAACGGUAAAAACACUCUGGACUCGGACCUGCUCCAUUAGCUGAUAUAAAAGGCUCAUUUUAGUGGUGUUCACACUGCACGCGAUGCAAAUGUUAUCAUCACAUUACUUUCCUCUAUAUGCCGGUUGGACAUUUUUUUGAGUAUUUUGCAACUGGGGAAUAUUUGCCAGUUGUGCGAACUAACUGGAGAAGGCAGCUAACGGUUAAAUUGGUUUGCAGUGAAGUAAAACCGAAAUAAAACUGAAAUAACGUGAUGUUAACGUAACAACAAGAGUGAAUCACAGCAGCAGCUUUCUUUAUAAUCUAUCAAACGGACGCUGGUGGCAGAAAUUAACUAUUAUUAACUUAAUUAUUAAGUACCUUUGAUCAAGUACUGUGUUGAGUAAAUCUGAGGUACUUUUACUCCACUACAUUUCUGAGGGAAAUUUUUUACUUUUUUACUUUUCUACAUUCUUCUAACAGCUUAAGUUACAAGUUAAGUUUCUUUUAUUUGCAUGAAAAAAGCACAUACAAGUUUAUAAAAUAUGAUGUUCUGUUACACAUUAAACAGUCAAUAUACAUACGGCCAAAAUGGUUAGGAGAUUAAUCAAUUAGCCAGUUGGCAAAAUUUAUUGAUAAACAUGUAAGUAAUUAUCUAACUUGUCUAAACU